UAUUUGAAGUACUUUGUUAAUUUGUUGAGAUACUUUGAUUGAAAUAUUGGUAUUAUUAUUGAUUUAUGAUUAUGAUAUUUUUCAAUUUAAUGAUUAUUUGAAUUUUGCUUGUUCUUGAUUAUUAAUUUUGCAAUUUGACGUUGAUUGUUAUCCUUCAAGUGUUGGGUUGUGAAUUAUUGCUAUAUAUACAAUUUGGCUUAGUUUAAAUCGUAUAGUAAUAGUGAAGUAGUCCCUAAUUUAGGUCGAGUCUGCGAUUAUGGUUUGGCUUAAAUUAGAGAGCAAAAUCAAUCUAAAUAAUCUGUCAUUAAUGUGAUUAGAUUAGUUAGGACUAAUGAGAUCUCCUAAUUAUUAAUGCUUCCAAUUCUGAUUCAUACAAGUUGCGAUCAUAUUUGUGUUAAUUAGAUUGGUUUAGAGUCAAUUUCGGCUUAGUUCAAUUUUGAUUUCAAGUAAGGGAGAUAGGGAGUCUUUGUUAUCUUAGGCUCUACAGUUAGUCUAGUUGUUAAAAUGAUUAAUUUCGUAAGGUUGAUUGAUUAAUAUUAUCAAUAGUUUAAUUUUUAGUAGAGUUAUAAAUAGAUUCGGUCAAGUUGGUUGUCACUUGUAAAUAGUAGUUUAGUAUUAGUUUUAAUAUUAACAAAUAACAAUUUCAUAAACCCCCCCAUAAUCGUAAGUAUGUAAAUACGUAAAUAGCGAGCGUAAAUAUUGUGUAUGUAUUGUAUAUGUAUAAUACUUCUUUUUAGUUUUAAAUUUUGAGUUUAGGAAGUUAAAAGUCUUCCUGUGGGAUCGACCCUUUCUUACCCUUUUACUACUUGUUAAUAUUUUUUUUUAAGGUCUAAGAUAGGUUUUUAAUUUAAUACGGUAAACGACACGUAUCAAAUUUUGGCGCCGUUGCCGGGGAGAUUUAUACUCUUUACAUACUUAAAGUUUAACUAUGAUACUAACUUUUAUUUUGGAAUUUAGUUGAUAAAAAGGAAAUUAGUCCUUGUGAUAUUGGGUGGUCUAAAUAUCCUUUGGUUAGGUGGUAAUUUCUCAGCUUGUAGUAGGUUUCUUAAUUUUUUUUUUCCUACUAUGUGCUUAUUUAUUUCUUUCUUGUUGACUGAUAUUUGGAUUAUUCAAAAUGCCAGGGACACUUAUUCUACAAGUCUUAGUAGUAGUUUUCAUUGAUUCGUGCAUAGUAUUUUUUUUUAGUGAAUUUCCUAUUUGUACUUAUCAUUGUGAGUAGCUCUUCAAUUAUAUGUUCUGCUAAUUUUGAAAUCUCUUCAUUUCUAUGCCUUCUUAUGUAUUGUGAAUAAUGAAGUACAACUAUUAGAUGAAGAAAACAGAGUGUAAAGCAAUAGAAAGCUUGAGUUCAAAAGAAAAUAAUAAUAAUAAAAAAUUUCUCCUAAAUUAUAUAUGUGUUACACUACUAGAUCCUGUUUUCAUGGUGCUUUUAACAGUUGUAGAUUUCAGAUUUGCGAUGUCGCUUGCUACUACUGGUUAUACUCCAUGCUAGUCUAUAUUAUGGUGUAUAAUCAAGCUAUGCAGUAACUUUCUUGCAGUGGAAUAAGAAUUGAAUAAUUUGAUAAUCUAUUUUGUGAUUAAAGUCUUGUGAUGUUACAGGCCUCAAUCUACUUUUACUUUGCUGAAAUAUUCAUUUUGAGUAAUCACCUAAGUUUAUUAUUUAGAAUUUAUUUAUAUCUUGUUCUAUCAUAAGGUCAUAGAACAAAUUAUAUGGGGUUAUCUACAUAGAUUUCAUUGAGUUAUUGCUUGUUUUUGUGUGAACUAUAUGGCUGUCUGGAAAUUCCGGUUUAAAAGUUGUUAAAAAUACUCUUUUAUUGUCACACUCAAUGAGAUUUCUUGUUAAAAUUCACAUUUUUUUUAACUUUCUAAAAUCAACUGAAUCUGAAUUUGUAAAACAGGAACUUGUUUAACAAAUGCACAACAUGAUUGAUAUUGUGUAAUUGGUCAGCACUGUUUUCUGAAUUCAUUCUAAUGAAUCCUAUUUUGCAGUAGUUGUAUAGUAGAUAAAAGUAUGAUGCUCAUUAAAUAUUAUGGAAAUGUAUAGUGUUUCAUGGUGUUGGUUACUUUGUUUCUCUUUCUAACUGAUUGUAGUGGCUUGAAAUGAAUUCAUGACUCUUUUAUGCUUUAAAAGUAAUCAUUAUUAGGUGAAUCAAUUCUGAUGUUCAUUUUGAGAAAUCAUGCCAUACAAGAAUUCAGUUCUGAAUAGAGUUUAAAUCUUAUCUUAGGAAUUGAACAUGCUGCUUACAUUUUCAUUCUUCCAGAUUAAUUAAAUGCAACAACUGAUUUUUGUUGUUGUUCUCAUUUAAGUGACCUGAACUGUUAAGAUUGUCCAUGACAUUGUGUUGAAGUAUAAUGCAUGUUUACAACUUACUACCCCAUAAUUAAGAUUGUGAAAGUUUGAUCUGUUAAGCUGUUUGUUUUAAAUCCUCUUUGUAUUCAGUUUAUGUUCUGUAGCCCAUAACCGAUUCUUCUAUUAAGUUUGGCUAGGAAUAAUUUGAUAUGCCCCACAACUGAUAAUUGGUCUGGCUUGCUAAUUUGUGUUCUGGUCAGUUAUUUAAUUUGGACUUCUAGUGAAUUCUGAAAUAUAUAUUGCCAGAUACUUGUUGAAAUCUAGAAUUUGUUAGUGUUUUCAUAACUGAAGACUCUCUUGAGCUUAAACUUAUGUCUAAUAGUAUAAGAUCAUUAGUUAUGCACUAAGUUGUUCAUCAUGUCCCUAAUUAACUAAUAAUUACUUUUCAGGUACAUGAGCGGUGACACACCUAAUUCUAAACUCAAGCGAAUCAGGCAGUAUUUAGAUCAAGAGAGAUCAUUCUAUUCUUUUCAAACCGAUCAACCAGAAGAAUUGAAACCAGAGGAAGUUGAAUCAACAGAAGAUAGUCUAAAAGGAGAGGAAAUGAGUGAAAGAACCUUGAAGGAGAUGGCAGCCCCAAAUACAGGAGAUGAUCCUCUCUGCAUUGUGUUUCCGGAGCUGGACAAACCCCUCAAGCUGAAUUCAGGUUUCCUUAAUCUUCUUCCCAAAUAUUAUGGGAAGUCAGGUGGUAAUUGCUUGAGAAGGAGCCAAAGCCUGCUGGAUUUACACUUGACAAAUAAAAACAAUUACAAAAGUAUAAAGGAGUUAAAGAAUAGAGAAAACAAAUCAUGCUUUGAUUUGUUGGGUUACACGUGAGCAUAUAUGGGAAAGUAAUGCUAAUGUCUUUGAAGCAAUGAACUCCAAAAGCCCAUUACGCUCACCACCGCAUCAUAUUCGGCCAAACAAGAGCUACGUUGCUGCCGCUUCUUUAUCACGCUAGAUCAAAGAUACCCUCUCAGAUAAUUCUCUAAAAAUUGGGAAGGAAACCCUGCUUUUCGCCCAUAUUCGUAGGAAGGCAGUUCCGAUAUCUAUGGCAAAAAAAGGUAGGGUUUAUCAUAUAUAAAUUGCUGCUCAAACCCACAAAAAAAAGGGGAUCCGAAAAUCACACAGAGAGCAAGGAAAUUCGAGUGAGUCGUAAUUGGGCAAUUAGUGAAGAGAAGAUAGCCAUUGGAGGGAAGCUUAGUCUCAAUUCCAAGGUUGAACAAGGUCGACGGUGGAUCGCAAGGUUGAAGCCUAGGUUCUCUCGGAUGUUCUUGGGAGUAUACUUAAUAAGUCUUCUUCUUACCCAAUUGUUUAUAUUACUACUUAUUUGAAGUACUUUGUUAAUUUGUUGAGAUACUUUGAUUGAAAUAUUGGUAUUAUUAUUGAUUUAUGGUUAUGAUAUUUUUCAAUUUAAUGAUUA
Messenger RNA from Spinacia oleracea (spinach), 3749 nucleotides. RefSeq lists its product as uncharacterized. Lineage: Eukaryota; Viridiplantae; Streptophyta; Magnoliopsida; Caryophyllales; Amaranthaceae. The record is from RefSeq and is a predicted model, not a curated record. The transcript has 2 exons. The coding region runs from base 2741 to 3163 and encodes 140 amino acids.